Messenger RNA from Doryrhamphus excisus (bluestripe pipefish), 8036 nucleotides. Lineage: Eukaryota; Metazoa; Chordata; Actinopteri; Syngnathiformes; Syngnathidae. The record is from RefSeq and is a predicted model, not a curated record.
UGCUGCUGAUGUAAUCGCCCGGCUUUUAGACUGAAAGGCAGAGUCGAUGGAGCAUCAUCCUGUUUAUCCGCUGCCAUCCUCCUCCUUCUCUUACGCCGUCAACAGUCUCCAAUUCUCGUCUAAUUGACAUCGGACCUUGAAGCUGAGGCGAAUAACGACCUCCCUCCAUCUCUCCUCCCCGGAGCACCGUGUGGGCACGUCCUGGGAGGGAGGCUGUAGGAAGGCGGGCUAAACACCACCAGGGCGGCAAACAGCGGAUUUUGGUGCCGGGUAUUAUCGAGGUGCUGCCAUUUGUCGUGUGUGUUUAGACACACAGAUCUUCAGUGCUGCUACCCGCUUCCACAGCCACCUAUAACAUGGCGGGGGCCUCGGUGAAAGUGGCGGUGAGGGUCAGACCCUUCAACUCCAGAGAGAUGGCCAAGGAGAGCAAAUGCAUCAUUCAGAUGUCAGGAAACACCACAACAAUCCUGAACCCCAAACAGCCAAAGGAAAACAAGAGUUUCAACUUUGACUACUCCUACUGGUCUCACACCACGCCUGAGGACAUCAACUAUGCCUCACAGAUGCAGGUGUACAAGGACAUUGGCGAGGAGAUGCUGCUUCACGCCUUCGAGGGCUACAACGUGUGCAUAUUUGCAUACGGACAGACUGGAGCGGGCAAAAGCUACACCAUGAUGGGGCGACAGGAGACGGACCAACAGGGCAUCAUACCUUUGCUCUGUGAGGACCUUUUUACUAAGAUCAGUGACAGCAACAAUGACAACAGCAUGUCUUACUCUGUGGAGGUGAGUUACAUGGAAAUCUACUGUGAGCGUGUGCGUGACUUGCUCAACCCAAAAAACAAAGGGAACCUACGCGUAAGGGAGCACCCACUGAUGGGACCAUAUGUGGAAGAUUUGUCCAAACUGGCUGUCACCUCUUACAACGACAUCCAGGACCUGAUGGACUCUGGAAACAAAGCCAGGACCGUUGCUGCUACAAACAUGAAUGAGACCAGCAGCCGCUCUCACGCUGUCUUUAACAUCAUCUUCACUCAGAAGAAAUAUGACUCUGAGACUGACAAUACAUCUGAAAAGGUCAGUAAGAUCAGCCUGGUGGACCUGGCUGGUAGCGAGCGCGCCGACUCCACCGGAGCAAAAGGAACCAGACUUAAGGAAGGAGCCAACAUCAACAAAUCUUUGACUACAUUGGGCAAAGUUAUUUCUGCUUUAGCUGAGCUGGACUCAGUACCAAACAAGAACAAAAAGAAGAAGAAGGUGGAAAGUUUCAUUCCGUACAGAGAUUCGGUCCUGACGUGGCUGCUGAGGGAGAAUCUAGGUGGAAACUCUCGUACGGCUAUGGUGGCUGCUCUCAGCCCUGCUGACAUCAACUAUGAUGAAACACUCAGUACCCUCCGAUAUGCUGAUCGUGCCAAACAGAUCCGCUGCAACGCCGUCAUCAACGAGGACCCGAACAACCGUUUGGUGCGCGAGCUGAAAGAGGAAGUGGCCCGCCUCAAAGACCUGCUGUAUGCUCAGGGCCUGGGUGACAUUAUCGAGACGUAUCGAUGCAGCGGCCCCAUCAUCAGUGGUUUGAAAUACCUGUGCGAUUACAAGAACUUUGCCAAUGAUCGUCAGGCUGUCAAUCAAAGGGGUGCUCUCUCCGCAGUGACCAAUGCCAUGACAGGAAUGAGCCCCUCUCCGUCGCUGUCGGCGCUGUCUAGUCGCGCCGGCUCUAUCAGCAACCUCCACGAUCGCAUCUUUAGCCCGGCGAGUGAAGAGGCCAUCGAGAGGCUCAAGGAAACAGAGAAAAUCAUUGCAGAACUCAAUGAGACGUGGGAGGAGAAACUUCGACGUACUGAGGCCAUUCGCAUGGAGAGAGAGGCUCUACUGGCUGAGAUGGGGGUUGCCAUGAGAGAAGAUGGAGGCACUGUUGGUGUUUUCUCCCCCAAAAAGACGCCGCAUCUGGUCAACUUGAAUGAGGAUCCACUGAUGUCGGAGUGUCUGCUUUACUACAUCAAAGACGGCAUCACCAAGGUCGGACGUGAGGAUGCCAAGACUCGCCAAGACAUUGUCCUGAGCGGCCAUUUUAUCCGAGAUGAACACUGCACCUUCAGCAGCACCACAGGCCCUCAGGGAGAAGGUUGCGUUGUUCUGGAGCCAUGUGAGGACGCAGAGACGUACGUCAAUGGCAAGAGAGUAACCUCUCCCACUGUGCUACGCUCGGGCAACCGCAUCAUCAUGGGUAAGAGCCACGUGUUUCGCUUCAACGACCCUGAGCAGGCCCGGCUCGAGCGCGAGAGGACGCCGUGCGCCGAGACACCCGUGGAGCCUGUUGACUGGGCCUUCGCUCAGAGAGAGCUGCUGGAGAAACAAGGCAUUGACAUGAAACAGGAGAUGGAGCAGAGGCUUCAGGAGCUUGAAGAUCAGUAUCGCAAAGAAAGAGAAGAGGCUAGUAUAUUGCUGGAGCAACAGAGGCUGGACUAUGAGAGUAAGCUGGAGGCUCUUCAGAAGCAGGUGGACUCUCGCUACCUGGAGUCACCAGAGGAAGAAGAGGAGCCUGAGGAGGAAGUGCCAUGGACCAAAAGGGAGACCGAGCUUGCUCUAUGGGCUUUCAGGAAAUGGCGCUUCUACCAGUUCACUUCACUCCGGGAUCUACUUUGGGGAAACGCCAUCUUCCUUAAGGAGGCUAACGCUAUAAGUGUGGAGCUAAAGAAGAAGGUGCAGUUCCAGUUUGUCCUGUUGACCGACACACUUUACUCGCCCUUGCCUCCUGAUCUGCUGCCUCCAAGCGAGACCAAGGAGAGGGAGAGACGGCCUUUCCCUCGAACCAUUGUGGCCGUGGAAGUGCAGGAUCAAAAGAAUGGAGCUACGCAUUACUGGACUCUGGAGAAGCUCAGGCAGAGACUGGACCUGAUGAGGGAAAUGUAUGACCGUGCGGCAGAGCUCCCUAGCAGUGCCGUAGAGGACUGUGACCAUGCCCUCACCGGCGGCGACCCUUUCUAUGACCGCUUUCCAUGGUUCCGUCUGGUGGGAAGGGCGUUUGUGUACCUGAGUAACCUGCUGUAUCCUGUGCCGCUGGUGCAUCGUGUGGCCAUUGUGAGUGAGAAGGGGGAGGUGAAGGGCUUCCUAAGAGUGGCUGUGCAGGCCAUUUCAGCGGAUGAGGAAGCUCCAGAUUACGGUUCAGGUGUGAGGCAGUCAGGCACUGCUAAGAUCUCCUUUGAAGAUAAACAGUUUGAGAAGUUUCAGACAGAGUCAAUCACAGGUAGCCUUUCCCACUCGAACACCUCUCAGGAGGAGCUCCGCAUUGUGGAAGGAGAGGGUCAGAAUGUGGAGAUGGGCAUCUCUGCAGAUGAAGUCAACAACAACACUUGCGAAGCCACUCCAGAACCUCCACCGAGCCCUGUGAAGAGCUCAGGACUGGGUCUGGAUCUCCCUCUGGAACUCUCACCAGAAAAGGCUCUGUCACACCUGAAGAUAGGCAGCACCUUCACCUUCAGAGUGACCGUCUUACAGGCCUCCAGCAUCUCAGCCGAGUACGCUGACAUCUUCUGUCAGUUCAAUUUCAUCCACCGCCACGAUGAAGCGUUUUCCACCGAGCCAUUGAAGAACACUGGCAGGGGACCACCCCUUGGCUUCUACCAUGUCCAAAAUAUCACAGUGGAGGUGACCAAGUCAUUUGUGGAGUACAUCAAGACACAACCUAUUGUCUUUGAGGUGUUCGGUCACUAUCAAAAGCAACCUUUCCCACCACUCUGCAAAGACUUAAUUAGUCCACUGAGACCUUCCAGAAGGCAAUUCCCCAGAGUGAUGCCUUUGUCCAAACCAGUGCCGGCCACCAAGCUCAGCACUCUAACCCGCUCCACCGCCGGACCUUGUCACUCUAAAUAUGACCUCAUGGUCUUCUUUGAGAUCUGUGAGCUGGAAGCAAGCGGAGAUUACAUACCAGCUGUUGUUGACCACAGAGGUGGGAUGCCCUGCCAUGGUACUUUCCUCCUACAUCAGGGUAUUCAGAGGAGGAUCACAGUCACCAUAGCUCAUGAGAAUGGAAACGACAUUGAAUGGAAGGAAGUGAAGGAGCUGGUCAUUGGUCGUAUCCGGAACACCCCUGAGGCUGAUGAGACCAUCAUAGACCCCAACAUUCUCUCCCUCAACAUUUUGUCUUCUGGAUAUUUCUGGCCAAAACAUGAUGACAAUGUCUCCUUGGGAGUUGAUCAUAGAACCUUCUAUCGCUUUGAAGCAGCAUGGGACAGCUCCAUGCACAACUCCCUCCUCCUGAACAGAGUCACCCCCUAUGGAGAGAAGAUCUACAUCACUCUCUCGGCUUAUCUGGAGAUGGAGAACUGCACUCAGCCGACAGUCAUCACCAAAGAUUUCUGCAUGGUUUUUUACUCCCGUGACACGAAACUUCCAGCGUCUCGUUCCAUCAGAAAUCUCUUCAGCACGGGCUGCCUCAGGCCUUCAGAGAGUAACCGCGUCACUGGGGUCUAUGAGAUGACUCUCUGCUACGUGGCGGACAAUGGAAGUCCAGGCAUGCAGCGGCGUCGCCGGCGUGUACUGGACACUUCGGUGGCGUACGUCAGAGGAGAGGAGAACCUGGCCGGAUGGCGCCCUCGCAGUGACAGCCUCAUUUUAGACCAUCAGUGGGAGCUGGAGAAACUCAGCUUACUUCAGGAGGUGGAGAAGACUCGCCACUACCUGUUACUUCGAGAGAAACUGGAAGCAACCUUGCAGGCUGGACAGGAUGCCCUCUACAAGAGCGUCGACAUCAGUGACUUUGCAAAGAGUCCUGUCCUUAGCCAGAGUCCUGUAAGCAGCCCAGCACCGGACAGCCCCAACCAGAGGCAGAGGGAGCUGGCUGCCAAGUGUCUGCGUCUGCUGAUGCACACCUUCAACAGGGACUACAGCCAGGUGAGCAGCAGUGCCAGUGAGAGCAAGCUCUCUGAGAUGUCGGCGUCUCUGAUGAGGGGAGAAUCAUCCUCCACGCUGAACACGCUCACUCCGUCAUCCACUUGCCCCUCACUGAUUGAGGGACACUACGAUAUCAGACACACUGAGCCCGGUUCAGGAGCAUCCACCCCUGAUCUGGACCCGUUUAGCCCGGUGGACAGAAAAAAGUCUCUCAAAGGCUGCAGCUUUGUUCCAGACAUACAGGAGAUAAGAGUCAGCCCCAUCGUGUCAAAGAAAGGCUACCUGCACUUCCUGGAACCCCACACUAGCGGCUGGGUCAAACGCUACGUGGUGGUACGCCGGCCUUACGUUUACCUAUAUCGCAGUGAGAGGGACAGCGUGGAGCGAGCUGUCAUCAACCUUUCGUCGGCCAAGGUGGAAUACAGUGAAGACAAACAGACGUUGCUGCGGACCCCAAACACGUUCACCGUGUGCACAGAGCAUCGUGGGAUACUCCUCCAAGCCAACAACGACAAAGAGAUGCACGACUGGCUUUAUGCUUUUAAUCCUCUGUUGGCGGGUACCAUCAGGUCCAAACUAUCAAGGAGAAAGUCUGUUCAGUCAGUGCCGGCUGCCCAGCGGAUGUGAGAAUAGAAGGGCCUGUAGCGACAAAUGACCAACACACACACACACAGUGAUACAAUCUAAACACCACCAACUCACUAUCCUACUCCACCAACCAUAUAAAUACACUUUUACAUAAAUUACAGCAUUGAAAUAACCUUCUACGUAUAUAUACUUAACACCAUUACUCGAUAGCUCACUGUUAACAAGCCUGCAUGGUGACAAAGCAGUGUAUAGUCAUAUGCCCCAUGUAAUCAUUCAGCUAGUGAUGGUUGUUAAGCGGAGAUGCUAAUUCACUUGUAUUUCUACACAGCGCCACCUAGUGGGGUGAGGUUUUUCUGCGUUUUAUGUGCAGGGAUGCGAGUCUGAGUGUUGUUUCCCUGUGGAGAGAACAAGUGUUGUUCAAGUAGCAAGCAGCAUUCAUUAGGACGAAAGGGUCUAUUGUUGUUUUUUUCUGGAGCUAAAUAUCAGCAAUUACAUGUUUUGCCUUUAAAAACAAAAUCCCUAUUUACUGUUGCUUUAUACUUUUAUUUACUCGUGACGGAAGUACUGACCAAUUUUGUUGCACGGCACUUUAUUGCCCUGGUUGAGUUAAUGUGUUGCAUUAUUCACUCGGUUGUUGUAUAACCAAAGCCUUGUUUUUAUCGUUUUCUUGUGCUACCAAACCUCCUCCUUCUUUUUAAUCAAGAGAAUAAAAUUUUAAUUACAAAGCUAGAGACACAACAAACAUGUUUAAACUACUGUACUGGUAAUAAUAUACAUAUACACCUGGUGAGUUAUGUGUAUAAAUUGUAUUAAACGACCAGGCGCAGUAACAUUAAAGGUAAAGGCAAAUGAAUACAAAAAUCAGUCGGAGGAAUUUUCGCAAUGAUGUAAAGCAAAUGUUCAUAUUUACAGACAAAUCAUUCUAUGUGAAUUCCUUCUACAGCAGCAACAAGCACUUAUCCUAUAUUUAAUGUGACAGUAGAGUAGCUGCUUUACAUCUAUAGAGUUCAUGUCAUUUCUCCAUUGGUAGCAACAAAAAGGAAUUCCAAGUGGACCUGUAAUGAUUUGUAAUGCCUGAGCCUUUCCCCUAAUGGAGAAUUUAGUAGGAUUUCAUACAAAAACGUCAUUUGUGAAAGAAUUUUGCCGUAUUUCCACUUUUUUGUGAAUUGAUGGCAGUGAAAUAACAAAAAAAAAGUAGCGUUACCAUGACAACGUGCAAUACCACAAGGAACACAUGAGACAUCAUAUGGAUUUUACUCCAUGUAACAAUCCACGCUUUAUCGGAAUAUUUGUUACCCGGUUGAGUUGCUUGUUUUUGUAGGAAUUCCGACUAAAUUCUUCUGCGAUCAUUAAAAAGAGGGCAAGUCCAUGCACCAGCUAGUGCCUCCCCCGUUCCUCCACUUCCUGUUCCUAAUGUGUGAGACUAGCUUGUAUGUAUGUAGGCCGACGUACUAAGUACUCUGACAUUUCUAAGAUAUCAUUGAAGCUCUCUUGUAUGUCGUCGUAGCCUGUAAUGUAGGGUACCGUCGCUAAACUAAAAAGCCACGUCGUUUGUUGCUGUAGCUUGCUAUUUGACAAAGUACAUUAUUCAAAAUAAGCUUAUUAAUAGAUGCUUUUUAUAUGUCUUUGCUGCACUGUAAUGACCCAAAACUUUAAAUGUUAAAAAAAUUGUGUGUGUGUAUUUGAUUGUAUUUUUUUAAACAAGGGACAUGGUCUGCCAACCAUUUGGUCUUUUCUCAGCUGCUUCCUGUUUACAUGCUCCAGGCCAGCCAACCUGUUGAGCAAUGUAGCCUCAUUUAAGACCCUUGAAAUGCACAACACUGCAAAAAAAAAUAAUAACAAUAAUGUGAUUAUUUUUUCACAUUUUGGGUCAUUCUGGUGCGGUCACUUGUUUCUGUUUCGGCAAAAUUCUUAACAUAUGACUCUUAUAUAAAAGAUGAAUGGAAAGAUUUAUUUGUGAAGUUGUGAAUAGAAUAUAAUGCACUAUUUAUUUAAGUAGGAUCAUGCACAUAAUCUUGCUUUAUUCAGUAUUAUUUCACAAGAAUGUGAUGUCUUUUUUUGGUAGACUGACUUUCCAAUCAUACAUUUUGGUGCAAUGCUUUGUUUAUGUUGGCUGCUUCUUAGCACGGGAUCGGAGCAUGCAGGUCCACUUGCUCGUAUAUAAGCAACCUCCCCCUCCUCCUUCUCUCUUAAAUACUGGUGUAAAGUUUAUUGUCAUUCAUGAUCUUUGUAAUGAAACCUCCCUCUUGGCUGUGUAUUGCAUAUAAACAAAGAUGCGCGUGCUGAGUCUCUUUAAACAGAUGCUAUUAGUGUAUCUCUCUUCUCCCACUGUAUGUCACCCUUCAUGAGAACAAAAAUAGAAAUAACUGGCCUGUUACAAGUCUUGCGGGCUGAUCGUGGAAUGGUUUGAUCAGUGCGGUGGUCUCUGUGGACCAGUCUAUUCAGACCUGCAUCUCACUUUUAUCUUUUCAUUAUUCUGGAGGUUUCGCCAUGUGUGUGGACACCUAACUAAUGUCAAGAAAAAAACCCCAAGACAAAUAAAUAAAUGAGUGUUCAAAA